Messenger RNA from Amaranthus tricolor (Joseph's coat), 772 nucleotides. RefSeq names its product probable glucan endo-1,3-beta-glucosidase BG4. NCBI's taxonomy places the organism in Eukaryota, Viridiplantae, Streptophyta, Magnoliopsida, Caryophyllales, Amaranthaceae. The record is from RefSeq and is a predicted model, not a curated record. The transcript is spliced from 2 exons. Gene Ontology annotation, biological process: carbohydrate metabolic process. The coding region runs from base 1 to 741 and encodes 246 amino acids. Gene Ontology annotation, molecular function: hydrolase activity, hydrolyzing O-glycosyl compounds. Gene Ontology annotation, cellular component: plasma membrane.
AUGUCGAUGAUAUGUCGCUCAACAAAUCUAAAGAGCGAUUAUUGCAUUUCCGAAAGGUUGCAUGAUGAAUUUUGCCACAUGAUGAAGGAGGCUUUACCAGAGCCAAAUACCAUGACAACUGGGUUUUAUAAUAUGAAGAAGCAAAUAGUCGAACUUAGAUUGCUGGGCAUGAGGGUAUCAACAGUGGUGCACGGACAAGUCCUAAACAACACAUACCCACCAUCAGCCUCAGUUUUUACCGACGCAUCAAAGCCUUUCAUGGCAGGAAUUCUACAACAGUUGUCGUCUACACGCACUCCUCUCUUUAUCAACGUCUAUCCUUAUUUCGCCUACGCAUCCAACCCGGUCCAAAUCCGCUUAGACUACGCCCAAUUCACCGCUACUGGCCCACCAGUCGUCACAGACAGAACCUUUAUAAACAUGUUCGAAGCAAUGGUAGACAGGUUCAUUUGGGCCAUAGAAAAAAUUUACAUUACUAAUGUGCCAGUUUUAGUGUCCGAAACAGGGUGGCCCCACGCAGGAAAUGGUAACCUUACAACCCCGGAAUUUGCAAGGAUUUAUAAUAAGAAUCUAAUGCAUUAUAUCCUUACUACUAAGGGUACUCCUAAAAGGAAAGGGUCUAUUGUUGGAGGCUUUAUUUUUGCUUUGAUUGGUGAGAAUCGUAAGCCCGAAGGUGUUGAACAAAUUUUUGGAGUCUUUAAACCUAGUUUUGACCCUAAUUAUGAUUUGUUUACUUAUUAGAUCAAUUCUAUUGAAUUUUAAUUGUAUGUUA